Python bivittatus (Burmese python) is the source of this 4907-nucleotide messenger RNA. RefSeq names its product transcription factor 19 (gene TCF19). Gene Ontology annotation, molecular function: protein binding. Gene Ontology annotation, biological process: regulation of gene expression. Lineage: Eukaryota; Metazoa; Chordata; Lepidosauria; Squamata; Pythonidae. The record is from RefSeq and is a predicted model, not a curated record. Gene Ontology annotation, cellular component: nucleus.
GGUAAAGUCUCGACUGGAGUGUCAGUGGUCGCGCCUCCCCGCACCAUUACCGCCACCUCGGCAAGGAACGAGACGGCAGGGUUCUAGAAGAGCGUUCCUAGGUGAUCCGAGGCGUCUCUUCGCGUUGCCAAGGAGACGGUGGUUCAAGAGCCCUCCCCCAGGAUCGUGUUACUACGGCGAUGCCCAGGUUCUGGAACCGCGUUGCCUAGCGGAGCGAUGCGUGGGUGUUCCAGAAUGCUUCCGAGGAAGGGCGGUCAUCAUAGACUUCGUUGCCGGGGAAACCGGAGAGACUGACAAGAACCUGCUGCUUGGGCGUGAGUGUAAAUCCGAAUUCCUUCGAGGACCCUCGUCUUCCGAGAAGUCGAGCCGAUUCCAAGCCGGUCCGUCGAGAGUUGCAUCCUCCUCCCUUUCUGAGGACGUCCGAAAGGCCUGGCUUCGCUGAUUUCCGUGAACUCAGGAGCUGCGGAUUGUUUUAAGGGCCACGGUGAUUUAUUUUCCUGCAGCAGAUGCCUGAAACGCUCGUGCACUAGCGGCAGAGAAAAGACUUCUGCAGACUUCCAAAGGCAAUUUGCAGAAACGGGUAUUUGCACCCACAAUGCGGGUCACGAGUCAGUUGGACUCAAAGAGCUCUUGAGGAAAUUGUUCUUAAAAGUCCGAAGUCGACUUCCAGCUGCGGGUCAACCAUUGGCUUUCUGGAGUUUCAUGAUGAGAUGAAACCAGUUGCAUGACAGAGGAAGCCUUGUUUUUUCUUUGUAAUUAAGUCAAUCAGGGUUAAUAUGAGGGAGGCGUGCUGAUGGAAGUACCCCCAGCUGCCCCCUUCAGGUAGAGAUGAGCCUGUCACUGCACAGCCUGUGCUCCGGGGCACUCAUCUGGUUUUUGUAGCAAUCUCGGUUGGCCACUGACCAUAUACUCUUGCAUCCGGUGCCUCUGUCUUUCCAUGUACAGAUUUGCUGCUGUCACAGCUGAAAGUCAAGUCGGUGGCUUGUAGUGGAGUGAGUGAACACUGCAGACCUGCUUGUCAUCUGACCGCUGUCUUGGAAGCCAGAGAGAGCUAGCCAUGCUUUCUGAAGCUCUGCCCUGCUUCCAGUUACUCCGGAUGGGCCCGGCCUCUUCUGGAGAUUUGCCAAACCGGGAUCUGUACACCUUCCGACCCGCCAAGCCCAGCUGCAUUUAUCGUCUGGGUCGCCGAGCUGAGGUUUGUGAUGUCAUUCUGGUGUCAGAGCAGAACCCAGCCUUGAUCUCCCGGGUCCACGCAGAGAUACACGCGGAACGGGAUGCUGACAGCACGGCUGGGGAAUGGCGAGUGGGCCUGGUGGACUGCAGCACUUAUGGUACAUACAUCAAUGCCCUCCGCAUGUCGCACGGCCAGCGGGUAGAUCUGAAUGAUGGAGAUCUUCUGACUUUUGGCCAUCCCAGCCCAGUGCCUGAGGGCUGUGCAUUGCCACUGCCUCAUGGCAACUCCGAGUUUUAUUUCCUCUUCCAGAAAGUCCAUGUUCGGCCGCAAGACUUUGCAGCUAUCACAGAGCCCAAAGCCCCGUGGGCUUCCUCCUCUGGUUUCCGGCCAGUGUUGCCUUCCGGCAACCAUCGCAUCCGUCCGCUAUCCCGUCAUUCGCCCACCUCCCUCUCUUGCCGCCCCAAAGCCACCCUCAUCCUAAGCUCCAUUGGCAGCCUUAGCAAGCUGAAGCCACAACCGUUCACUUUCUCUUUGAGCCGGAGCCAAUGCACAGAUCCUCCCACCCAGCCAAAAACAUCCCGCAGUCGCCGCAAGUCAGUUCACACAGUGCUUCCUGAACUAGAGGAUGAAAUCGAACAUCUUGAAGAGGAACAGCCACCCCCAGACAAGGAGCAGCGCUUGGGCACUUACCGGUGUUGCCAGAGCAACAAUUUGCGGCUCCAGCAAAGAGGGCUGGAAGGGAGCAAAAACGUCCAGGAAGAUGUGGGACCAAAGCUUCACAUCACACCGAGUGGGAAGCGUCGUGGUCGGCCCCGGAAGAAUCCUCUGGGAAGUGCUGGCCAAGUUUUCUCACAGACGCUGUCUACCUUGGAGCCAUGUGCGGCUCCCCGGUGCCGCCUUCCCCAGGAUGAGAUGGUGGAGUGGGUCCAAUGCGAUGGCUGCGAUGCCUGGUUCCAUGUUGCGUGUGUGGGCUGCAGUUACAGUGUGGUGAAAGAGGCAGAUUUUCGAUGUGCUGCCUGCCGUUCAUAAUGUCAGAAAAUUCUCCACAGAAAACGGGUCCCAUCAGUGACUUCAAAAAGAAUUUUUUAACUAACAUCCCUGAUGGACAUAUGUGGACUACUGAAAAUUUGCACAGGGUAAGUCUUCUUUCAAGGAAGCAGAUAUUAAAUAUGGUGAGCAGUGGGUACGUGCAAAGGAAACCCCCUAGACAGAAUGGUGUGAGCAACCUUUGACAUGUGAAGGAGACAGACUCCUAAGUUGUCAGCUCCAUUUCUCUGGAAACCAUUGCCUUGCUGAGAACAUGCAAAGCAAGCAUUCGUGAGAAUGUAUCAGACUGGCUCCUAUGCUCUAAGCUGUCACCUGGUGACCAUCUGGAGAAGGUCGGUAAGAGCCUGGAGAUAGAUGCAAUGGACUCUUGGUGCCGAGGCCACUCCUAGAGUCUUUCAUUCCUCAAGCCCUGCACGGAAGAACAAUCCGUAUGUCAGCUGACUCAGGCAACAAACUCAUCAAAAAAGCCGAAUAUGUCAAACUCAGAUUGGCACCAGUUUUUUGACCAUGCAAAAUGGUCUGAUCACCAUAAGUGCCUUAUAACAGAGAGGGAUAAUGCUGUUGUGUGAGCAACCAGCUAGCCAGUUGCUUUCUGCCUUUAGAGCAGUGUUCCUCAACCUUGGCAGCUUGAAGAUGUGUGGACUUCAAUUCGCAGAAUUCCCCAGCCAGCCAAUGUAUAAGCCUGGCUUCUGUGCUCUAAACUAUCACCUGGUGACCAUCUGAAGAAGGUCAGUAAGAGCCUGGAGAUCAGUGCAAUUCUGGGAGUUGAAGUCCACACAUCUUCAAGUUGCCAAGGUUGAGAAACACUGCUUUAGAGGGUCAGCAGUGGCAAAAACACAGAAGCAGCAAACUUGGGAAGGCAGCUCCAAGAAUUGCAUCUUCAUGAAGCUCUCCAGACUCACUAAGUUCACGUGGAGAAAGAGUGGGACCAUUUUCCAAGAACAGGAUGUGCUUCUAAAGAUGACACCUUCUGCUUUCUCAAGCAUUUGGGUGGUGGGAUGGCAGACAGAGAAGCAAGCAUGGGGUUAAAAGGUGAAGUAAAUGAAAAAAAAAGUAUUACAUUCCAGAGAGAUGAACAGGCUUUAACUUGAACUGAUGAGGCUGUUGCUUGUAGUGUUCGUGAUCUGCUUUAUCCGUAUUUAGAAGCAUGUGUGUCUGCUUGAAUGUUAACACCAAAAGAACAUGGAGAGACUCUACCAUCUGUUUCUUGCCUCCAGUACUGGGCUGGAACUGGUGGGGAACGAAAGAGAAGGAUUUCAUUCUUUUACCAAUCCCUUUUUGACUUUUUAAAAAAGCUUCUUGCACUUUAUAAGCAAAUAAGGCAGACAUAUAAUUGAGCGCUCCUUCUGAUUUAACUUGGUUCUCCUUAUGUGUUAAAAGCAACAAUUGUAGCAUCUUGAAGGCAAAGGGGUUGCUUGCGAUAGCAGAGCCGGUCUCAGGAGGUUCCUAUGGCAUUAUCCUCGGUGUAUAUUGUGUAUAUUUGCAGAUAGAGAGUGGAGCUACUCUAUAAAAUGAAAGGCAGGUGGGGAGCCUGGUGGUCUUAAACGGAGGCCGAAUCCGUACGCCCUCGCGGAUCAACUGAUAUCGCAGUCCCUUGUCUAGCUAAGAGGGCCAAAUGCCUGUAGGCUGCAAAAACGUAUGCUCCCAUGAAUUUGUUGAGCAGUAUUUUUUUUUUUUUUGCCUAAAGGUGAAGGGGCACAUGAAGAAGGUGCAGGGUUGCUGUUUUUAAUCUUUCUUGAGAAUGCUCAGUAGCCUUGAUUUCUAGCAUAGGAGCUGAAAUCGUGUUUAGUCUGCCCGUAAGCAGCAUGGCUGGUAGGUUGUCCUAAGAACACCCAGAUGUGUGUAGAUGUGUAGGCACAAGGCAUCCCAGAUAGAUAGGCACUUCCCCUUACCGGAGAGAGUGUGAAAGCUGAGGAGGUACCAUCGCCCCUUGGACAAGUGGAAUCCUGCUUCCACCUCUACAGAUCACUGCCAAGGGACAGGGAAUCCACGCUUGUCUAGAUGUUGAGCGGCAGGUCCCGGCCUCUCUCACCACUGGCGGGGCGUCUGGGGCUGCACAUCUGGAAUGAAUCAUCCAGCAUGGGAGAGAAGACGGAAAUGGUCAAGCCACAGAACGAAAGAUCUUCAACCUGGGGAAAUGCUAGCAGCAGGCUGCAUCUCCAGGGAGUCUGCUCAGAAGCCAAAUACAAGUCUUCUGCUAGCAAGAGACGCACCAGGAGAUCAAAAAAUUAACCCAUUGAAAAAAAAGAGGGCAUUUGCUGUAAACCAUAGGUUCUUCUGCCCUAGCGGCCGCCUUGCUUUCUCAGGCAGCGUGAACUAAAAGCACUUUGGCAGCUAAAAAGGAAGGUUGGCUCUUACGCCAAUCCUGUUUCUGUUCAUGCUGGGUUUGCUUGCUUUUGCUGUCUCUAGCGAGUAGAGGCUCAAACUGGGAAACCUGCCUUUUAAUAUGCCAAAAUCAAACAUAAGCUACUCCUGUAGAUCUACAGGGAAAUUUCUGUCACAAAAGCAAACAAGAAAAAUCAACCAAAGACUCCUGUAGUUUAGGGACGAGACAUCAAGUUUAUUCUCGUGCACUUGGCAAGGUGGUUUUGUCUUUGGGGGGAAGGAAAGAAAGGUAUCCUUUUCCUGUAACAAGGUAUUUCUUGUCUUGCAACAGGCCUGACCUUAGUAUUGAAAUAAACCUAAA